Molecule: messenger RNA, 2781 nt
Organism: Colletotrichum higginsianum IMI 349063
Lineage: Eukaryota; Fungi; Ascomycota; Sordariomycetes; Glomerellales; Glomerellaceae
Product: Transcription factor
Exons: 3
Coding region: 1-2781 (926 amino acids)
Biological process (GO): regulation of transcription by RNA polymerase II
Cellular component (GO): transcription regulator complex
Molecular function (GO): DNA-binding transcription factor activity, RNA polymerase II-specific; RNA polymerase II cis-regulatory region sequence-specific DNA binding
Source: RefSeq, a predicted model, not a curated record
AUGGAGCACCCACGCCCGAUGCUCCCGUCACAGCGCUACUCCCCCUCGCCCGUCUACAGCUAUGAUAGCAGACGAUGCACGCCGACGGGGAGGCAACCGCUGAGGGAUUCAACUGGCAAUUCCCAGUCGGCUGGCUCCCACCUCGGUAGCCUGGCCUCCUCUUGCCGCAACAGCCCUCUUGGUCUCUUCUCACCUAGUUUGACUAGCAUACCCACGCCGCCCAUCGUGCCGUCCCAAGCUGGGCCUGGCUACAGGAGCAGCAACGGCCUACGAAGAUCAGAUGCCUUGCACAUGGCAAGACAGACACGUCUCAACAUCAACCCCAUCUACUACGCUCCCGAGUUUCGACCCUACCGGGACAAGCAGGACCAGAAGGAUCCCAACGAGAAACAAAUCUGGCCUCGUGUGCUGGAAGAUGCCUUCCUCGACUCCCUGCUCAUUAUCCCUCACAUGGGAAGGAAAAAGUACAGCAUGCAAGGAAAGCAGUUCGGACGUAACAUGCUCAUCAGCGAGUACCUUUGGAUUGCCUACUGCUGCAGCUUGCAGCCUGGACAGAAGGCUGAAGAGAGGAAGAGGAAGCAAGUAUCCAGCCAUAUCCAAGUGGUGAAAAAAAUGUUUGAGAAGCACCGCUGCUACCACUUCUUCUUCGUCAAGGACCCUGACAAAAGCGAGGCCCGUCUCAAGGACAACAUGGAGAUCGCCUCCUUCAAGGACAACCCGGUUCUGAUCGCCCUCGCUGAGGGUCGUCUUCCGGAUGUCCGCCCCAACUAUGAGUACUUCGCCCAGAUUCUAGCCAUGGACUCCCACGUCGUGAUGAGACCAAAGACGGCCUGGAUCUUCGUUGCCUCCAAUAACGUGAGGAUGGACGAGGAUGGCGAGGCGUACGACCACCAUGGCAAGCCCCUAGAUAAGAACUACUACCCCCACCUGGAGAAGAACAUGCACAAGGAAGACAUCACCUCGAGAGGUCUCAAUGGCAGUAUUCUCUUGCAUGAGUACAACAAGGAACUAUCACAAAAGGAGUCCGCCGCCGUCACCGAACUGGCUCAAGAAUGGGAGGCCAAGUUUCCGCCUCUGCACAAGUCGCUUGAGCACGCGAUCCACGACAACAAAUGGCUCGACAUCUUGGAGAUGACAGUCACGCUGGAAAUCCACCCCCGCAGCAACUUCCCUGCCGGCUCAGAGCUCAACGGCUUCGUUGAGUUGAGCAUCUCCCUGCCCGCGCUCCAGAACCACCGUUGGAAGUGCGUCACGAAGCUGGCGCGUCCGGAAGAGCUCCGUAGCGCCGAUAAUGACGCCUUCGUCGUUGAGCAAACGAGCGAGAUUGGCCUACAAUACAUCCACCGACCGGGAUGUCAGGAGGGCAAGUUUGAGUGUGACUGCCGCAGCCGUCCUAGGCAGGACGUCCGCGUACCCUUCCCCGCAGCCGAGUGGGCCAGCAUACUCAGCACAUGUGCUGUUUACCUCGAGCCCAUCGAGGACAAGUCCAAGGUGUAUGACAACGAUGAUGAAAGAGCCAAGGCCGCCGAAGACGCCGCGCUUGAAGCCGAGCGGACCACCGCCGAGUUGAUUCAGCAGGUCGGCAUGUUCCAGGAGCUGUGGUCUGCCCCGCCCGACAACUCGGACCGGCGUGUGUGGACGCGCCGCGGCAUCAUCCUCUGGAAGUUUCGCACGAUUCACGCUUUCGACGACAAGUGGAACCCCAUCUUUGAGAAGCUAGCACCACAAAAGGGCAGAAAACCUGCCGAAGAGGAUGGCGAGGAGCAUGGCGCAUCGUUGAGGCGUGAAGGUCGUUCAAAGCGGGUUUUCAAUCCCGCCGGUACUACCUGGCGGUUCCUCACGGCUCUGGAUCCCGUCUCCUCGGCCCACCAGCAGAACGUCUGCAUCAAUCCUGCGGCUGCCUCCGGCCGUGACAUGCUCAUGGCCCCGACACCUCCCUACUCCCAUCACCUCGCUGCUGUCAUGAACGACAACCUCGGCUCUGCUUGGGAGCCCGUCUCGAUGGCCGGCCAGCUGCCUAGCCUGGCAUCUACCGGGACACUCGGAAUGAUGGACAAUUUCUCUCAUGGCCUGGCGACGCCUCCACCAACGGCAUCAAUCCACUCGUCGUAUGCGAGCAGCUAUGACGGCAGCCACGAGCUGGCCAGCGGGUCUCAUCACCACCAUCAACUCGACUUCCUUGCCGCAGCUUGCACUAGCUCCAUGGACAGCCAGAACACUCUGGUCACUGACAUGGGCUCGGCUCCUGCCGACCCUUUCCUGUCGGCCACGGCGGGCAUCCAAGUUUCAAACGGUGUCGGCGUCGGCGUGUACGAUGAAGGGGAUGUUGAGGGAAUUUCCGAUUGGGAUACUGCGACGUCGUCCUUUCACAGCCUCAAUCACUGGAACGGCUGGAACGAGUCGUCCGAUGCAAAAACGCAGCAAUGGCAGAACGAGAACCAGCGCAGCGUGGCGGCCAAUGCCAGCCUUUGGAGCGAGGGCAAGGACCACCAGACGUGGAACCAGCCGCCGUGGGCCCAAGCCGUCUCGGCAGUCGCUGCCGUGGCCGGCACGGACGGUAGAUCCGGAUGGUCGCCUGUGGACCAGCAGCGUGGGCUGCCCUCGCUGGACCAAAUCAGCCCGCUCAAGUCUCUGGCCGGCAGGAAGAGGGCGCGCUCCAACAGCCUUGACAUGGAGAACCGGGAGAACUACCCCGCCACAGCUAUCCAGAAACUGGUGCACCAUCGAACGCCGGCCUCUGUGAUGGACAAGGGCGGCCACGGACACCACAGCUGGGAAUGA